This is a messenger RNA of Gossypium arboreum, 737 nucleotides long. Its product is annotated as non-specific lipid-transfer protein 3. Gene Ontology annotation, molecular function: lipid binding. Bases 76 to 447 code for a protein of 123 amino acids. The transcript has 2 exons. The record is from RefSeq and is a predicted model, not a curated record. Gene Ontology annotation, biological process: lipid transport. Lineage: Eukaryota; Viridiplantae; Streptophyta; Magnoliopsida; Malvales; Malvaceae. Gene Ontology annotation, cellular component: membrane.
UAAAGCACCACCUUUGCCCCUUCACUCAACACCAUUUAAACUCCAAACACUAGUAGAAGGUUUAGUUUUACAAACAUGGCUAGUUCCGGUGUCCUUAAGUUGGUUUCCAUGAUUCUCAUCGUGUGCAUGACGGUGAUGAGUGCACCCAAGGCAGCCAAAGCCGCCAUCACGUGCAGCGACGUGGUGAACCACUUGAUCCCGUGCUUGUCCUACGUACAAAACGGCGGUACACCCGCUGCUGCAUGCUGCAGUGGGGUAAAAGCACUCUACGGCGAGGCUCAGACCUCCCCGGACCGCCAAAACGUGUGCAAGUGCAUCAAAUCGGCGGUGAACGGAAUUCCGUACACCAGCAAUAACCUCAAUCUCGCAGCCGGCCUACCUGCUAAAUGUGGUCUCCAACUCCCUUACAGCAUCAGCCCCUCCACUGACUGCAACAAGGUGCAGUGAGGUUGAUGAUGAUGAUAUGGAAGAAGGAGUGGAAGAAGGUUCCAGCUCAGCUAGAUAAAGUAGCUAGCUAAGGUUAAAUAAGCUGUGUUGGUGUGUUGUUUUUUAGAAAAUUCCAUAUAUAAUCGGGGAAAGAAAAAAAAAAUAGAAAAUGUACUUUGUAACUGUAUUUCGUAUGUGAUAUAUAUAAUGUAUCGUAAUCUUUAAUUUUUUAGUGAUGCUACUACGUUUUAUACGAGUCUGUAAUGACAAUAGCUUUCCCUUUUCCAUAUAUAGGAAGGCUCGUUUGGAAA